UUCAGCUCUAUGGCAACGUCAUCCGUGUUACGUAUGCGCGUGCGCUUUUUUCCGCCUGUCUACGGCGUUUAAUGUUUGUGUGCGUGUGUUUGAGUCUGCUUUACCGAACCGAGUUAGCGCGUUUGUUACGGUUCCGACCCGCUGAGGCGCGCGACAUGGCUGCGGCGGCACCAAACUCGAGCCCGAGCACGAACUCGAAUCCAGGCCGUAGCUCAGGUUCGAGUUCAUGCGCGAGCGCGGAGGAGGCGCACCGGCCCGCGGCGGCGGCAGCGGCGGCGGCUCUGGCAAGUGACGGUGAACCGGAGGAUGCCGAGCAGUUCUCCUCAGCGCUGCACUGCUCGGAGCUCGUGCGGCGACAGAACGAGCAGCGGAAACUCGGGCUGUUCUGCGACGUCACGUUAGCGUUUAGUGGCGGAGGAGGAGGAGGAGGAGGAGGAGGAGGAGAAGGUGCGGGCGGUGAGUUCGAGCUCGGUGCGCACCGUUCCGUGCUCGCAGCUGCCACUGAUUACUUCACACCACUGCUCGGGGGCCAGUUCGCGGAGUCCGUGUCGCGGCGCGUGGAGAUGAAGGAGUGGAGCAGCGAGGCGGGGCCCGAGCGCGAGACCGUCGAGAGCGUCGUGCAGUUCAUGUACACCGGAGAGAUCCGCGUCAGCACGAGCAACGUGCACGAGGUGCUGGAGCUCGCGGACAGGUUUCUGCUGGUGCAGCUGAAGGAGUUCUGUGGCGAUUUCCUGAAGCGGAAGCUGAGCUUGGCAAACUGCGUAGCCGUGCACAGCCUGGCGCACAUGUACACGCUGGAUCAGCUGGCAUUACGUGCUGCAGAAAUGAUACGCCGCAACUUCCAUAGGGUGAUCCAAGACGACGAGUUCUACACGCUCCCGUUCCACUUGGUGCGUGACUGGCUGAGCGACGCUGAGAUUACCGUUGACUCAGAGGAGGUUUUAUUUGAUGCUGUUGUCAAGUGGGUGCGUCGGGGCAAUGAGGACCGAGAGAGGCACUUCGAGGAGCUUUUCCGGCUCCUUAGGCUGCCUCAGAUCAAGCCCACUUACCUGACAAGGGUGGUGAAGAAUGAACCGCUCGUGGCACGGAACGAGGGAUGUCUCAAACUCGUCUCGGAUGCUGUGGAGAGUCACGCUAUCCGUUUUGAGAACCAUAAAAAGUUAGCGUCCGACUCGGAAUUCUGGGCUGCUUUCCAGCCUCGAUUCGGACAAAACAUGGACGUCAUCAUGGUGGUCGGGGGCGUUUCGGAAGGAGGUGACUAUCUGAGUGAGUGUGUCGGGUAUUUCGUGUACGAAGAUCGUUGGGUGAACCUUCCGCACAUCCAUAAUCACCUUGAUGGCCACGCGAUCGCAGUUACGGAUUCGUAUGUCUAUGUCGCAGGAUCGAUGGAGCCUGGAUUCGCCAAAACGGUGGAAAGAUACAACCCGAAUCGCAACACUUGGGAACAAGUGAGCAAUCUCACGACUCGUAAGCACUCAUUUGGAUUGACAUGUGUCAAAAAUAUCCUCUACAGCAUCGGAGGGCACGGGAAUUUCAGCCCAGGAUUCAAGGAUGUAAGUGUUUAUGAACCAGAGCAGGACAAAUGGCACAACCUGGAAUCUGCACCAAAAAUCUUGCGAGACGUUAAAGCGAUUAGUGUCGAAGAUCGAUACGUUUAUGUAACGGCAAGGACACCUGUGGAUACAGACAAUGAUGAUGGGCUGAAAACAGUGACAACACGCUAUGACACUGAGAGCCGCCAGUGGCAGGAGGUUGAUUCUUUGCCCCUGAUUGACAAUUACUGCCUCUUCCAGAUGGCUGUGGCAUCCACUAAUUUUUACCACACCGCAUCCUGCUGCCCGAGAAGUUACACUAAUGUUCGAGACGAAGUUGCACGGCAGAAAAUUAGUGCUCGAAUCUCAGACGAAAUCCUUGAAAGCCUGCCUCCGGAGGUCACCAGUGUUGAAGGAGCCGCCGUGUGCUUCCUCGGAGAUGAUGUGUUUGUCAUUGGCGGCUGGAAAAACAGUGACGAUGUGGACAAGCAGUACCGAAAAGAGGCUUACCGGUACUGCGCUGAGAGGAAACGAUGGAUGCUGCUUCCUCCGAUGCCGCAGCCUCGUUGCCGGGCGACUGCAUGCCAUGUUCGGAUCCCCUACCGCUUCCUGUAUGGGUGCCAGAGGUAUCCGAUGCCUCAGAAUUUAGCGAGACAGCGAGACCGGAUGCAGCAGAUGCAGCAGCUUCAUCGGCGCACGCUUACCCUGCGCAGGCAGCUGCAGUCCCAGAUUGAAUGCUGAAGGAACAAACAAUUAUGGUGGUGUUUUGUGUCCAAGCUGAAGGUAGAAAGUCCUCCGGGCCGCUCGGUGGUGAUGAGGAGCUGCUAUGAGUUUGUGAAUACUUUUAACAUCUUUUUGGCCCAGCUUUCAUCUUUUCACUGAGGAAACAGAGGUCGGCAACCUCGAUUGUGAUUGUGUUGAAAGUGAUGGUGCCGGAUGCUGGAAAAUGUCCUCCAGGCCACACGGAGGCACAGAUGAAAGAGGAGACGUGAUAAGUCCUGCCAU
Messenger RNA from Tachysurus vachellii, 2537 nucleotides. It is a transcript of the gene klhl11, whose product is annotated as kelch-like family member 11. Lineage: Eukaryota; Metazoa; Chordata; Actinopteri; Siluriformes; Bagridae. The transcript is spliced from 2 exons. The record is from RefSeq and is a predicted model, not a curated record. Gene Ontology annotation, molecular function: protein binding. Bases 72 to 2273 code for a protein of 733 amino acids.